GCCAGUCCCUUUUCCCACCCCGGCUCUCGCCUCCGAGCCAGUCUUCCGGGUACAGCAGUGAAAAGGGCCCGUCUUCGCCUUCCCUCCCAACUCCCAGCAGAUGUGCUGACUCCGCGCAGCUAUGACCGCAGCAGGGACCGAGAGGCGACCAGGAGCCCAAGAGGGGACGGCGGAAGGGCCUGCACAGCUCUCGGAGGCACCCCGUGGCCACGUUCAGAGCUCUGAGUGUCCAGUAAUGGGAAACCAGGGCCUGGUGUCAGCCCAUGAGGCCUGUGGGACCCAGGGUGAAGACAGGCGUCCAACAGGACCAGUCUCAGAGCCGGAGCUCCAGGAGGAACGACUCAAGCUGGAGGAAGAGCGGCUCAAGCCAGAGGUGGAGGCACUGGAGGAGAGAGGCCCCAGGCCUAUGGCCUCUGUUGUGAGGUCCAGUCAUGGUCCCAAGAGGAAGCUAGUCAAGGCUAUUCCCUCCUGAAGCCUCCUGUCCCCCAGCCUCCCAGGGCCUAGUCACCAAGCCCAUCCUAGGGCUGAAGCUGAGCUGCCCCAGGGACUGCCGCUGCAGAGAGAGGACCUGGAAGGUAGCCAGAGCGAGCCUUCGCCAUCUACCAAACAGCACAAAAAAGCCAAGAAACGCAAGAGUCUGGGCGCCCCAGUACUCCCAGCUGUGGCCAGCACAGCGUCUGCACCCUCAGAGACCUUGGGGCUAGAGCGAAAGGCCCAACGCUUACGGCCCCUGUACCAGUACAUCAACUAUUGCAACCCUGAGCUGAACGAGGCAGGGGAAGCGGAGAGGGAGGCUGAGGCCGAGGUGGAACCUGAGUCGGACCCAACCCUGGUCCCCAAGGAGGCAUGUGUGGAACAACUGCCAGCCUCGCUGCCAGUGGCAGGUGAGCUGGGUUCAGGCCGCACUUUGCCCUGCCCCAGUAUGUUCGUGUCUCCCACCCAUGCUCUGGUUCCCCUUGGAGAGGAGGCUGCAGAGGAGCCUGGGGGUUUGCCCGGCUUGGGGGUCAGUGGCCUCCUCAAGACCGAGAUGGAUAAGUCAACUCAGGUGGACAUCAGCAAGAUGCUAAGUGUCUGCGCUGCCCCACUUGUACCCCCACUGUCUCCUCAGUACAAGUGACUGUCCCAUCCCAGGGGUUGCUCCUCUGUUCCCAAGCCAGGGCCAGAGCACAGCCUGUGGGCUUCAGCCCUCAGGUGAAAGGGGGAAUUCUGCCCUGCCUCAACUUGGGACCUUGAACUUGCUGAAAAUAAAUGUUUUUCCUUUUUCUCAGACUUCGACUUCCCAAAUAAGACACCUGAAGUGGGAGAGCCUGGGAAGGGUGGAGGAUUCCCCAGGGCAGGGUUUGAAGCCUGACUGGUCAUCUGGAUCGCCCAGGAGUCUGACAAAAGUAUAGAUUCGUGGGCACUACCUCAGGUCUAACUGAAUCAAUCUGCAGGGGU
Myotis myotis is the source of this 1437-nucleotide messenger RNA. It is a transcript of the gene CUNH16orf86, whose product is annotated as chromosome unknown C16orf86 homolog. The record is from RefSeq and is a predicted model, not a curated record. The transcript is spliced from 4 exons. Lineage: Eukaryota; Metazoa; Chordata; Mammalia; Chiroptera; Vespertilionidae.